AUGGCCAAAGUUAUUGACAAUGUGGUCCGAUUAACUUCAUCUUCCCCGGCCGCCAAAAGCCCCGACUCGGAUGUGUCUCCGGGCACGAAAGUGUCGUCGAUCCCCGCCGACUAUUUCUCGCCCGAGUCGCGCACCAACGGUGACUUCGGGCGCAAUGGAUUAUCCCGGCCGUUUGUGUCAGUAUCGACUGACGCCAGUACUAUCACCCUGGCCUCCAUCUCAGAGGAGGGCCAUCUCGAGAGCUCACGACAGUCCUCAAACGACAGCAGCCGCCCUUCUGUUGGACAUAGGAAGUCUUCAACAGCGUCUGUGACCUUCCAGCAGCCACGAAACCCGUCGCUUCCCCAAGGCCACCCGCGGAAAACAGAUAACCGCCGGUUGCGGGAGUCUUCGCCUUCGCCUGUGAGGCCGCAUGGGUCACUGGUCCUUGCGCCUCAUGUCGUUCCAGCUCGAUAUGCGUUUUGCGUGCGAGGCAAGUGCCAAACCGGCGCGGGCGGGAGAUAUUGGGAAAACAUGGAUGGCCGUCCCUCAACGCACCGCCGGAUACCAGUGCACUCCCAUCCUGGUCGCGCCGCACAUGGGAAGAGCAUGCAGCGUUUCUCCAUCUUCCCCGCAUGCGCCCGGCCCACACACGGGAGAGGCGCACCCGACCUGCGAGUCCAGAGCGGUUGCAUGAAGAAGAACGGAACGGAGGGGCCCCAUCGGCAUAUCACGGCGAUGCAGAGCGAGAGACGGGAAGCAUGGUUGAGUUUCUCACGCGAGCUCCAAGUGCAUCAUGGAAAGCAAGCCAAGCCAAGUCUCGCCGACAACCAAAGCUCCGAACUUUCGACCCCGCAACCCCACUAA
Molecule: messenger RNA, 846 nt
Organism: Chaetomium globosum CBS 148.51
Lineage: Eukaryota; Fungi; Ascomycota; Sordariomycetes; Sordariales; Chaetomiaceae
Exons: 2
Coding region: 1-846 (281 amino acids)
Source: RefSeq, a predicted model, not a curated record